UAGGUAUUAUCACUAUUAAUUAAAAUAAAAUCAUCAUAUCGGCGAAUUGAUUACCAAGCUUUGCAUUUGAAGUAUAUUAUAUUAUAUGCGUGUGCACGAGAUCGCAAGCCGAACAUUCUAUCUAUAUAUAGGAUACAGGCGCUAAGCUUUGGCCUAUUUUUGCAGACGCAUAAGUAUAUAUACUCGCAUACAGUGACUACACGGAGUUAAGUUAAGCAGCCCUUAAUCUAAAUAGCAGUAUAGCAAUCAUGGGUGUGAUCGUUCAGACCCUAUCCCCCGGAGACGGAGAAACCUACCCAAAGACAGGCCAAACUGUGGUUGUACACUACAUAGGUACCCUUACCAAUGGAAAGAAAUUUGAUUCGAGCAGGGAUCGGCAAAAGGUUUUUAAGUUCAAAAUUGGUAAAAAUGAGGUGAUCAAGGGCUGGGAUGAAGGUGUUGCUCAGAUGAGCGUUGGAGAACGGGCUAAGCUGACCUGUACACCCGAUGUUGCCUACGGCGCACGAGGACACCCUGGCGUUAUUCCACCAAAUGCUACCCUUAUUUUUGAUGUUGAACUACUGAAGGUCGAGCCAUGAAGCAACCAUUACGACACACCAAACUGACCAAAACUUUUCAUCGUGGCACCAGACAAUUAAAUAACGCUUAAAAUCUUAAGAAUCUAAGCAAAAAGUAGAUUUAAGGCAGAUGGCACACUGUACAAGAUGAUAUUCAUUCAAUUGAUUUAUUUACAAAACCUCUAAAAUAUAAGUUUUUACUUAGAUGUCAAAGUUUAGAAUGUUUUAUAAAAUACAAAACAAGUCCAUUAUCUACGCAGUCGAAGCUACUAGUUACUCGUAAGUUUUUGUAAUAGCAAGUUAUUAAACAUAGAUGACCUUCACCUCUUCAAUUUGUAACACAAAUUUAUUGUAAUAAACCAAAAGCCUUUCAAAUUUUUAGCAGUUGUAUCCAUUCCAUUUAAAUUUAGAAAGACAUUUGAUACCAGCUUACUUAAAUCUUUGUACGAAUUCUAAGCUACCUAAACUUUGUAACUCUAAACCACUUGUGUACUUCUCACUAUACAACCAAAAUAAAAACUUUUCUGUCAACAUUA
Copidosoma floridanum is the source of this 1093-nucleotide messenger RNA. RefSeq names its product peptidyl-prolyl cis-trans isomerase Fkbp12 (gene Fkbp12). NCBI's taxonomy places the organism in Eukaryota, Metazoa, Arthropoda, Insecta, Hymenoptera, Encyrtidae. Gene Ontology annotation, cellular component: cytoplasm; sarcoplasmic reticulum membrane. The record is from RefSeq and is a predicted model, not a curated record. Gene Ontology annotation, biological process: protein peptidyl-prolyl isomerization. Gene Ontology annotation, molecular function: peptidyl-prolyl cis-trans isomerase activity.